AUGCACGGACAUCACAACCUAACAACAGAAACAACAACUACCACGGAGACAACGACCACAACUGACACAUCCACUACGUCCUCCACAGACACAACCACCACGGAGACAACAACGACAACGGAGACACCCACGACGACAGAAACAACAACUACCACGGAGACAACAACGACAACUGAGACAUCCACGACAACUACCUCGGAGACAACAACGACAACUGAGACAUCCACGACAACAGAAACUACAACUACCACGGAGAGAAGGAGAAGAAAUGAGAUAUGA
Molecule: messenger RNA, 279 nt
Organism: Adineta ricciae
Lineage: Eukaryota; Metazoa; Rotifera; Eurotatoria; Adinetida; Adinetidae
Source: the annotation of a GenBank genome assembly